UAAACCAAAAAUUGGAUAUUUGAUACAGAUUUCCCUUGCAACAGAUUGUAUACUGUUAGAAGUUGAAAUGAAAACAACACGGGUAGUUCUGUUUUUCAUUGCCAUCCUCGUGGUUGGUCAAUGUCAAGAUGACCUAGGUGACCUUGACAUAGACAGCAAUGAUAACGUCCAUGACAUAUCGGAACGAGAGGAAGAAUUCAUAAAUGAGGACGACCUAAAUGACAAAGAUGAAAGAUCAGAAGACGAAUACAUCGACGAGGAAAACGACGAAAACCUUGAUGACAUGGAAAGAGAAGAAAGAUCUGAUGACGAAUCUUUAGAAGAGGAGAAUGAUGAAAAUAUUGAUGGCCAAUCAGAAAUCGAAAAGAGAGAUAACGAAGAGGAGGAAGUGGCAGAUGAUGAUGAUAUCGUGAGACGUGAGACGCUUGAAGAGUUGAGAGUUCAAAUAAAAGCAGCCAGAGAUGCAUAUAAUGAAAAGGUUAAGGCCUGUGGAGUAAAGCAUAAAUUUGUACCAAUGGAAAAAUGCAAUGAAUGCAGGGCAACUUGUAGAGAGACAAGAACAUGCAGAACAUGCCGACCAAUUUGUAGGGCUGAUAGAAAAGAACUGAAGUCUAAAGAUUGCGACCUUACAUUUGACAGGACAGCACUUAAAAAAUAUUACACACAAAGGAGAAAAGAAUGGUUCAAAAAAUUAAACAUGCAAAGCAGAUUCCGGAAUUUUUGGAAAAAAAAAUGGAACAGGAUACAAAGAUUGAAAAAAGACUAAAACAAUUUCAUUAGAAGCCAAUGCUAAAAUAAAGUUCAGUACGAUAACAAAACUAAA
Mytilus trossulus (common blue mussel) is the source of this 823-nucleotide messenger RNA. RefSeq names its product myelin transcription factor 1-like protein. The coding region runs from base 68 to 766 and encodes 232 amino acids. Lineage: Eukaryota; Metazoa; Mollusca; Bivalvia; Mytilida; Mytilidae. The transcript is spliced from 6 exons. The record is from RefSeq and is a predicted model, not a curated record.